ACGCUUAUUGUGUAACACUUCAGCACUGCAGCUGCUGGGAGGAACCUGAAGAGAAACCUGAAGGAUGUAGACGUUUUAAGAUCAACAGGAUCGGCUCGGCGCGCGCGAGCGUUUCUCCUCCGGUGAAAGGGAUAGAGAAGCAGCGGAAAUGUGAGUCGUGUUCGUCUGUAACGCAGCGCGGAGAUGAAGCCUCGGUCCCACACCACGCCGGAAAGAAGCCCAUAGAGCGUUCCGUCCACGUUUAUUUAUAUUCAUUUGUAAUUCAUCUUAAGUGAACUAUUCGGCGAAUAAAGAUGAAAUUUCCAGCGGAAAAUCAGAGGAAGCCGAGCAGUAGCUGGAGUCCUCCUCCAGUGGCAGUCCAAACCAACCUCGUUCCCCCCAAAAAAGUCCAGCCCGGGAUGCUGCAGUCCAGCCUGGUCCAGGCCAGCGUGGCCACAAUGCAGAACCCAAUGGGAUGUUCACUUCCUCGCCUCUCUGUUUCACGGCCUGCCAGCAUGGUGGCCAGCAUGGAGGCGGGGGCAGACGGUUCAGCGCUACUGUCCGUGAUGAAGUGGAAGACGGUUCUGGCUGUGUUCGUGGUGGUGGUGAUUUACUUAGUGGCCGGCGGCUUGGCGUUUCGAGCCCUCGAGCAGCCAUUUGAAAAAAACCAGAAGGAUACGAUCACAGCUGAGAAGGCGGCGUUCCUGCAAAAGCAUCCCUGUGUCACACCAGAUGAACUAGAGAUUCUCAUUAAGCACUCCAUCGAUGCCUUCAGCGCCGGAGUGAGUCCGAUAGGAGACACAACCUACAACUUCAGCUACUGGGACCUCGGCAGCGCCUUCUUCUUCGCUGGUACUGUCAUUACCACUAUAGGAUAUGGGAACAUCGCUCCAAGCACAGAGGGAGGGAAAACUUUCUGCAUUCUCUACGCCAUAUUCGGCAUCCCGCUCUUCGGCUUCCUGCUGGCUGGGGUUGGCGAUCAGCUCGGCACCAUCUUUGUAAAGACCAUCGCCAAAGUGGAGAAGAUGUUCAGGAACAAGAAUAAUCAAAUCAGCCAGACGAAAAUCCGCGUGGCCUCAACGUUACUCUUCAUCCUCGCCGGCUGCAUCGUCUUUGUCACAAUUCCUGCGGUUAUUUUCAAAGAAAUUGAAGAAUGGACGGCGCUCGAUGCGAUUUAUUUUGUUGUCAUUACACUAACGACUGUUGGCAUCGGGGACUACGUCGCAGGAGGAAAUAGAGCAAAAGAAUAUUAUAACUGGUACAAGCCACUGGUUUGGUUCUGGAUACUGGUUGGUCUGGCAUACUUUGCUGCUGUACUGAGUAUGAUUGGAGACUGGCUCAGAGUCCUGUCCAAAAAGACAAAAGAGGAGGUCGGAGAGUUCAAAGCUCAUGCUGCUGAAUGGAAAGCGAACGUUCGGGCCGAAUUCAGAGAAACCCGGCGUCGCCUCAGUGUGGAGGUUCACGAUAAACUGCAACGUGCUGCUACGAUCCGCAACAUGGAGCGUCGACAGCUUGGACUGGACCAACGUGCUCAGUCGCUCGACAUCUUAUCUCAUCCUAAUGAGCGACGAUCCGCAAACUUCAAUAUCUUGGACGCGGCGACCAACUUCAAGACGUCUUCGCAAGAGAGCAUCAAUGGAAAACUAAACGACAACAUCUUUAACCGAUUCGGCUCUGUCAGCAAACUGGCCAAACGAGCCAAGAACAAGGAGCUGAAGAAGAACAUCCCAGGAGAUGGACGCAAAACUGGCAGUGAGGAGAAGAAAGAGGUGGAGGAGGAAGAGCUGGAGAAGGAGGUCAACACCAGUCUGUCGGAUUUGCCUUUGUUCGUCGAGAGCCCGAAAUCACAAAACGGAUUCGUGAUGGUGCCGACAAAGACCAAAGAAGAAGAAGAAGAAGAAGAAGAAGGAGGAAUAGAAGAAGAAAAAGAGGAGAAGGAAAAAAAACUUGAGGAGUUUCAUGUUGAACUGAACGUCUAGAUGGAAGAAAUCAUCUUGAAAAAUAAAAGUGCCUUGUUUCUCAUUGAUGCUGAUGGGAAAAUUCUAACAUCCCAUUUUAAUGUUAGUGAAACUUUUCACUGUGUCCUGAUAACUUGAUUUAAAAAAAAAGAAAUUUAUGUGACAGACCAAUAAAUUAAAAUAGAGUCUGAAAAAGGAUCCUAGCAAAGUUUCAACAAGCGAACUGUAGCGAUAUAAAGUGACAUUUACUGGCUGAAAGACUGAAAGUUGAUACUGAGCUCUUAACACAGUGGACUUGAAGAUAUAUAAAUAAUAGAAAUCCAAAAUACAGAUGGCGAUAAAAUUUAAAAAAAAGAUAUAUUUAAUGCAUCAGAAAAAGAAAAACUCAUGAUAUACAUUAGGCAUGUGCCAAUAGAAAAUUUGAAAUUGUGUAAUUGCGGAACCUUUUAUCACGGUUACUCCUGUUGUCAUGGUAUUAAACACUGGAUAUCUUCCAUUCUGGCAUCUUCUUUACUGGUCACACUGGUUGAAGGUCCUGGUCUCAUCAGCCAGCUAUUUAACUGAGGAACCUCACCUGUGUCGCAUUAUCGUUUGUCUGAUGUCACCUUCAGAGUGCUGCUGGUCACUCGUUGGUUUUUUUGGACACAGAUCUAGAAAUGGCAGCGCAUAUGUUUUCUCAGCUGCUAAACACAACUAGGCUAGUCUUCACUCAGUAGCGUAACUUGCUGGUUAGCAUGCAGCACAUUACCACAGAAGGUCACUCAGGAAGCCACAGGCUCUGUAAGUGUUAAGGUGAUGUUAGAGUAAAUAAUCAAUCUGAAUUUACUUUUAGAAACACAAAUAAACACAACUGGCUGUUUGUUCAAUGAAAUUUUUUUUGUACAAUUAAAGGAUUUAUGGGAUUGUUUACAGUGAGAAGAACAUGUGAGAUGAAGCACUAAAUCUUUUAUGUAACAAAUUUUUGAAAGGAACACAUUUAAUUUAGUAAAGAAGCUUGUCUAGAUAGCACAGGGAUGUCCAGUCUUAUCCACAAAGGGUGCAGGUUUUCAUUCCAAUCAAGCAGGAGACACAUGAUUCCACCUGUUUAAUCAACUGUAAUACUUUAAGGUUAAAAUAGAGGAAGAGGCGGGGCUUUCAUGGAAUCACUUAAUAUUCAUAGAGUUCAAAACAUCUACAGACCUGUCAAUCACUCCAGAGUCAUAAGACUGGCUCAUGUGUCUUUUAUCAUUCUAAAGGAAGUCUGAGAUUCUGCUGUGUUUCUGAGUGAUAAGUUGUAGCAGUGUGUACCGAAAAAUAUCCAGAGAAUUUGUAACUGUCUGAAGGUCUGGACUUUAUCUCUCUGAAGGCGAAUGAGAGAAUAUACAGGAUUAAUAACUAUAUCUAUGAAAUAACCGAUAAUCAGCACAUGCCUAAUGUAUAAACUCUAAAAUGUUCCUAUUGCCUGAAAGGUAGCACUGAAAAUUGGAUGAAAUUCUGAAAUUUUAAACCAAAUGACAUAUUUGCAUGAUAUUGAAUUUCUGUAUAAACUCACAUGCUGUCCAUUUUCAUAACCAAUGAGAUCUCAGGGCUUGGAGUCCAUCCUACAUCAUGAUGCAUACAUACAGUACAUACGGUCAGGAUCAAAGUCUGAGCUUGAGAACUUUAUUUUCUCAGUUUUAUAAACAAUUCUGUUUCCUUCUUUUACACCACAGCACUGCUGAGUUCUGGACUCUGAUUGGUGGAUCAGCUGGUGAUUAAUUCUCUCUAACAGCAGUUCUGACUGGAGCGCAGCUUUAUAUUAAUGUACUCACUCUGAUACCUUUUCGUUUCCAUAGCAACAGAUCACUCACAGGGACAUUUACAACUCUUGUUCAACACUGUUCUCUUAAAGUAAGGUGUGUGUGUGUGUGUAUAUGUGUGUGUGUGUGUGUGUGUAUGAUGUGGUGAAGGAGUCUCCGGUGUCAGUGCUGUGUAUCAGCCAGAGGUAAAGAUGGAACUUAAAGUUCUCCACAUCUUCAGGACUUCUUUGUGUUUCUCAGUAACAUGAGCAGCUCAGAUUUUUCUCUUAUUUCUCUUAAGAGAGAAUAAAGAGAGACUGCUGAGGGGACGAGUGUUUAUAGCUGAUAGAGAGAGAGAAUAAAGAGAGACUGCUGCGGGGACCAGUGUUUAUAGCUGAUAGAGAGAGAGAGAAUAAAGAGAGACUGCUGAGGGGACCAGUGUUUAUAGCUGAUAGAGAGAGAGAGAAUAAAGAGAGACUGCUGAGGGGACGAGUGUUUAUAGCUGAUAGAGAGAGAGAAUAAAGAGAGACUGCUGAGGGGACAAGUGUUUAUAGCUGAUAGAGAGAGAGAGAGAAUAAAUAGAGACUGCUGAGGGGACGAGUGUUUAUAGCUGAUAGAGAGAGAGAAUAAAGAGAGACUGCUGAGGGGACAAGUGUUUAUAGCUGAUAGAGAGAGAGAGAGAAUAAAGAGAGACUGCUGAGGGGAUGAGUGUUUAUAGCUGACAGAGAGAGAGAGAAUAAAGAGAGACUGCUGAGGGGACGAGUGUUUAUAGCUGAUAGAGAGAGAGAGAGAAUAAAGAGAGACUGCUGAGGGGAUGAGUGUUUAUAGCUGAUAGAGAGAGAGAGAAUAAAGAGAGACUGCUGAGGGGACGAGUGUUUGUAGCUGAUAGAGAGAGAGAGAGAAUAAAGAGAGACUGCUGAGGGGACGAGUGUUUAUAGCUGAUAGAGAGAGAGAAUAAAGAGAGACUGCUGAGGGGACGAGUGUUUAUAGCUGAUAGAGAGAGAGAAUAAAGAGAGACUGCUGCGGGGACCAGUGUUUAUAGCUGAUAGAGAGAGAGAGAAUAAAGAGAGACUGCUGAGGGGACCAGUGUUUAUAGCUGAUAGAGAGAGAGAGAAUAAAGAGAGACUGCUGAGGGGACGAGUGUUUAUAGCUGAUAGAGAGAGAGAAUAAAGAGAGACUGCUGAGGGGACAAGUGUUUAUAGCUGAUAGAGAGAGAGAAUAAAGAGAGACUGCUGAGGGGACAAGUGUUUAUAGCUGAUAGAGAGAGAGAGAGAAUAAAGAGAGACUGCUGAGGGGAUGAGUGUUUAUAGCUGACAGAGAGAGAGAGAAUAAAGAGAGACUGCUGAGGGGACGAGUGUUUAUAGCUGAUAGAGAGAGAGAGAGAAUAAAGAGAGACUGCUGAGGGGAUGAGUGUUUAUAGCUGAUAGAGAGAGAGAGAAUAAAGAGAGACUGCUGAGGGGACGAGUGUUUGUAGCUGAUAGAGAGAGAGAGAGAAUAAAGAGAGACUGCUGAGGGGACGAGUGUUUAUAGCUGAUAGAGAGAGAGAAUAAAGAGAGACUGCUGAGGGGACGAGUGUUUAUAGCUGAUAGAGAGAGAGAGAAUAAAGAGAGACUGCUGCGGGGACGAGUGUUUAUAGCUGAUAGAGAGAGAGAGAAUAAAGAGAGACUGCUGAGGGGACAAGGGUUUAUAGCUGAUAGAGAGAGAGAAUAAAGAGAGACUGCUGAGGGGACCAGUGUUUAUAGCUGAUAGAGAGAGAGAGAAUAAAGAGAGACUGCUGAGGGGACGAGUGUUUAUAGCUGAUAGAGAGAGAGAAUAAAGAGAGACUGCUGAGGGGACGAGUGUUUAUAGCUGAUAGAGAGAGAGAGAGAAUAAAGAGAGACUGCUGAGGGGACGAGUGUUUAUAGCUGAUAGAGAGAGAGAAUAAAGAGAGACUGCUGAGGGGACGAGUGUUUAUAGCUGAUAGAGAGAGAGAGAGAGAAUAAAGAGAGACUGCUGAGGGGACGAGUGUUUAUAGCUGAUAGAGAGAGAGAAUAAAGAGAGACUGCUGAGGGGACGAGUGUUUAUAGCUGAUAGAGAGAGAGAAUAAAGAGAGACUGCUGAGGGGACGAGUGUUUAUAGCUGAUAGAGAGAGAGAAUAAAGAGAGACUGCUGAGGGGACGAGUGUUUAUAGCUGAUAGAACUGAUGCUUCACAAUAUAAUGUGCAACUAAAUGUUUCUAUAAAAAGAAUGAUCUUAUAAACUAAUCUAAUGAAUAAAAGUGCAGUGGUGUAGGAGGGGAAACACUUAGGGGUGAUGACAGAACUCUACACUCUGAAUUCAAUAACUGAUGAAAAUAAAAGGAACCUCAGACUUUUGGACCUCUCUGAACACCGUAUUUACUCUCCCAGCUACGUCAUUAUUCAUUGCACGUGUUUUUGACAAUGGAGCGGAAUCGAAGCCAUAGUGUCAAAUAAAUGUAUCAGAUCAGGAUCGAUGAUGAUGAUGAUGAUGAUGAUGAUGCACUUUUUAGUCAGUAAACGAACGGCCAAAGAUGAAACGUUCCCCGUGUCCUCUUUACUCCAGCAUACCCACCUGGUGGUUCUAUACUUCUAUUACAUGUUAGCUACAUUAGCAUCAUAGCUCCAUCUUAGAUCUACACGUCCAGAUCGUUUGCGGUAAAGUGAACAUGGUGAACGUUUCCGUUUUUUCCGUUUGUUCUCACUUCACGUUCGGUUUGUUACACUUCCUCAUCACACUUCGCACUUUUCCAGGCUGGAAAUCUGUCUGUGUUUCAUUCAUUUCACUAAACGGUGAUGGUGUCAUACAACAUGCCUUCUGUGUGUGAAAAAAUACAGUAUGUGUGUGUGUGUGUGUGUCUGUGUGUGUGUGUAUAUGUAUAUGAAUGUGUGUGUUUGUGUGUGUGUGUGUGUGUGUAUAUGUAUAUGAAUGUGUGUGUGUGUGUCUGUGUGUGUGUGUAUAUGUAUAUGAAUGUGUGUGUUUGUGUGUGUGUGUUGAAUAUCAUGAUGUAUCGUGUAACCAAUUAUUGGCACAUGCCUCUGCAAUACCUCACUAUGGCAAUCCUUCGCACAUGUGCUUGUUGCUGCGCUUUACUACACACCCCACGUGCUCUUCCUUUUCUUCUUCUUCUCUUCUUCCUCUUCCUCUUCUUCUUCCUCUUCUACUCUUCUUCGCAGUAGUCUAGUGUGAAUGCAGCAAAAAGGACUUAAUGUUUGUCAUGAUGAUGAUGAUGAUGAUGAUGAUGCAAUGAAGAUUUUAAAAAUGUUCGAAGCAUUUUAAAACAAACAAACAACCAAAAAAAAAGAAUUUAAAGACAUGGAAUCUAAAAGCAUGCCUCUUGUGCUCAUAUGUUAUGGUAUGGUAUUGAGUGUGUUCUGCUACGUGCUUCUGAAAACGAGCGUUUAUUAACGUGACGAUUAUAUCAUGUUAAACGCUGAACGUCAUCCGUUUUAAAAAUAUAUAUAUCAAAAAAAUAAUAAUUGUGCAAUGAAAUUGUGCAUAAUAGAC
Messenger RNA from Hemibagrus wyckioides, 7198 nucleotides. It is a transcript of the gene kcnk10a, whose product is annotated as potassium channel, subfamily K, member 10a. NCBI's taxonomy places the organism in Eukaryota, Metazoa, Chordata, Actinopteri, Siluriformes, Bagridae. The transcript is spliced from 7 exons. The record is from RefSeq and is a predicted model, not a curated record. Bases 294 to 1958 code for a protein of 554 amino acids. Gene Ontology annotation, molecular function: potassium ion leak channel activity. Gene Ontology annotation, biological process: potassium ion transmembrane transport; stabilization of membrane potential. Gene Ontology annotation, cellular component: membrane.